Messenger RNA from Episyrphus balteatus (marmalade hoverfly), 1924 nucleotides. RefSeq names its product homeobox protein 5. The record is from RefSeq and is a predicted model, not a curated record. The transcript has 4 exons. Lineage: Eukaryota; Metazoa; Arthropoda; Insecta; Diptera; Syrphidae. The coding region runs from base 282 to 1178 and encodes 298 amino acids.
CACACGCCGAGCGAGACCAAAACAAUUAAAUCGAAUUUUUAAAACGAAACAAAAAUUUUAUUCAAAUUUUGUAUUGUGUUGCUGUUGAAUAAAUUUAUUUGUUGAAGUGUUCGAAAUAUUGUGGUUAUUGUUGUUUUUUUUGUGUGCAUUGUUGAAAAUUUGAAUUUGAUAAUAAAUUGAUUGUCAUUCGAUUGCAUUGAAAAUUCAAAAAAAUAGAAAUCUUAAAUUUAUUGGUGGCUUAUACAUAUGUGUAUUCAAUAGUGGAAAUAUAUCCAAAAAUUAUGGAGGCUAAGAAAGUCCAAAGGAUAAGCAUAGAUCACCAGAUGAACGAAUCAUGGCAUAUACCUCGCGCCUCUUUGGCUGGAUCGAGCGGCAAUCACACUUCGUCUUCUUCUUCUUCAAACAGUAGCAAUAAGUCUCAUUCAAAUCCAUCGACAGUUUCAAGAAACUUUAAAAUUGCAAAUGAUUCAUCAUCACACCACAAUAACUACAAUAACAACAACAACAAAAAACUAUCAAACAUUGAUCGUCAACGAAGAGCAGAUAGCAGGUUAACAACAGCAGCUACAGCAUUAACUAUGCAACAUGGCCCACAUCGUUUGGACGGACGUUGGAGACAAUCGAAUCACAAUAACAACAAUGUUAAAGUUAAUAAUACUCAACAUCAACAACAACAACCAAAAAGAGGAUCACAUUCGUCACAAGGAUCUAGUGAUAGCAACAAUAGCAGUUCUCAGAGCAUUUCGUCAGGAUCUUUACUUUUAACAGCAGCUAAUCUAGAACGUUUUGCUGAGAUUCAUAAAAAACAAAACAAUCACAACAACAACAAUAAUAGACAACAAUUUUUAAAUUCAAAUUAUAAUACGAAUUUAAUGCUCGCCACAAUGCCAUCGAAUCUAACAAAAGAUGCUGUCAUUUCAAUUGAACAACAACAACAACAAAAUUUAGAUUUUGUAAAAACCAAAGAUAUGGAUACAGUUUCAAUGGCCAGUUCAACGCAUUUUACAAUGGUCAAUGGUGAAGGCGGACCAUCUAGAAAGACAUCAGGAGGAGGUAUUUGCAGUAGAGGCAAACAAGUCACUGUUUUAAUAACAACAAUGAGUUUGUUAUUCCUUUUUGUUAUAAUUGGCAUGGUUUAUGCUCUUGAAUUACGAGCACGAGAAAUGCCAAAAAGCUAGCAAAUUUGAUUUGUCUUUCUUUAAUGUUUUAUUUUUAAUUUUACUUAGAAAUUUAAAUGAACAUUGAACACACACACAAAAUCACACAAUACAUGAAAGUAUUUUUAUUUGUUUUUAAUUUUAUUAUUAUUAUGAGUAGGUAUGACUUAUUGAUUGAUUCGUUAUCAUACACACAUAAAAACAUAAGGUCCUAAUCUGCUAAAAAUUCAAAUCACGUUUUAAAAUUCGUCUCAAACGUUAUUUUUUUUUCAUAAUGAACACUCCUCGAACAUUCAACUCAAAAAGACCGGAUUCUGGUUGAAAUGUCUUUUCGACGGGUGUGUCACUUAUUCUAAUUUCAAACAAUAGUUUUUUUGCCUGGAGGCAGAAUAAGCUAUCGCAACUAACAAAUUAUAGCAGAAUAAGAGAUUUGUAUGUUAAUAAUAUGGCCCACAAAAUUAAACAAAAAAGUUAGUUAAUUGUAAAUUAUUAUUUUUUUUUUUUUGCUGUAAUUAUAAUUUAUUCUAAUUUUAUUUCAAUUAAAUUGAAAUUUUUAAAAAUUAAGUCUCAUUUAAUUUAUCAUUUAGCAUUUUGAAAACAGUUGUUGUAUCAUAGUCAAAAAGUACAGGGUGAUAAAUUUUAAUGUGAUUGUAAAAUCUUUUUUAACAAAAAAAUAAAAAUACCAAUCAGUCAAUACUUUUUGAAUAAUCCUACUUCAAUAUCAAUAAUUUUGAUUUGAGACAUUUGUAUGCAAUUCAAUAAAAUUU